AUGAAAAUGAACAUGUUUUCACCGUCGACAGCUGCCAAGUACUACUUUUUUGACAAAAAACGAGAUGUAAGUAGUUUGCUCUACCCCGCCCCAUACCCUGCCGCACAAUACUGUUCUGCCUUGCCUUGCCUUGCCUUGCCUUUCCAUGCCCAGCCCUGUUCUGCCUUGUCCUGCCCUGCCCUGCUCUGCCCUGUCCUGGCUCUAUUCGCCCUGUUUUGCUUUGUUUUGCUCUAUUCUACCUUAUUAUACCCUGCCUUGCCCCACUCUGUUAUGCCCCACCUUACUCUACCCCUUCCCUACCCUAUUACUCUAUUCUACCUACUCUACAUCCUAUCUCCUCCUACGCUACAAUAGCUUAAAUUUUAUGAAAAAAUAGUUUUCUAAAAACCUUCAGACCGCUGACGCAGAGUUCAUCCCAAUGGAACCUCGAAUGUUUGCCAUUUUAUUAAAAAAAGAGCAAAUUUUGUUCUUAUUCGAUGUGGACAAAACAAUCGGCCCCAUGUACCGAUGGGAUUUCACCGAUUCAGAAUUUGUCGUAUCUGCUUGUUGGACCAAGAACACCUUGUUUACUUUAACACGUUUGGGAGUCGUAUCUCGUUGGAAGUUGCUGGCAAACGGUCGAAAAUUACGGGAAAAACACAUUGAUCUGAAGAAAGAGGGGUGUCGACAGCUGAUUACUAUUGAUUAUGAUGUAGGUUUAAUUUAUUUAAUGAUGAGUUUCUUUGUUUUGCUCUUAUUUAAAAUUCCAAUACUUUUUUGACACUUCGUCUCAAUUUCCAAUAAGUUUGUGGCAGUUCGUCAAAAAUGCAAAAUGUGCCAUAAAUUGUGAAGUAGACUUAAACUUAAUACAAUAUAUUUAAAUUAAAAUUGUAAUUUUUAGAAAUUUUUGAUUGUCAGUGAACAAGACGCUUCUGCAAUCAAAUGGAACAGCUGA
This is a messenger RNA of Bursaphelenchus okinawaensis, 934 nucleotides long. The record is from the annotation of a GenBank genome assembly. Lineage: Eukaryota; Metazoa; Nematoda; Chromadorea; Rhabditida; Aphelenchoididae.